Haemonchus placei is the source of this 786-nucleotide messenger RNA. The record is from the annotation of a GenBank genome assembly. NCBI's taxonomy places the organism in Eukaryota, Metazoa, Nematoda, Chromadorea, Rhabditida, Trichostrongylidae.
AUGGCGUCGAUUCUCCGCUCGACGAAGGGGCUGGUUGCUGUGAUAACUGGAGGCGCCUCAGGACUUGGGCGUGGCACCGCUGAGACUCUUGUGAAAGCAGGAGCAAACGUCGCCAUUUUGGAUUUGCCAUCAUCGAAAGGUGCAGACGUAGCCAAAGAACUUGGACAGAAUGCGCUGUUUACUCCAACAGAUAUCACUGCUGACUCUGAGGUUCAAGCUGCUUUCGAUCAAGUAAAAAACAAAUUUGGCCGAUGUGAUGCAAUUGUGAAUUGUGCUGGAGUGGCAAUGGCAUUUAAACUAUACAGCGUCACCAAGAAGAAGAUGGCUGAUCCAGAGAAGAUUCGGAAAACAAUCGAGGUUAAUGUGAUGGGUACUUUCAAUGUUAUUCGUCAUGGAGUGGCUCUAAUUGGAGAAAACGAGAAAGAUGAACACGGUCAACGUGGUGUUGUAGUAAGCACUGCAUCUGUGGCCGCAUUUGAUGGGCAAACUGGGCAGUCAGCCUAUUCAGCGUCAAAAGGCGCGAUUGUAGGAAUGACGCUUCCCCUUGCGAGAGACUUUGCGGAUGACGGGAUACGUUUCAUGGCAAUUGCUCCUGGACUUUUUGACACGCCUCUGCUUUCUUCACUCCCGGAAAAGGUCCGGACAUUCCUAGCUCAACUGGUCCCCAAUCCAUCGCGAAUGGGAAGCCCCGAAGAAUUCGGUGCACUAGUGCAACAUAUCAUUCAGAAUCGCUAUCUCAACGGAGAAGUAAUCCGUCUUGAUGGUUCACUUCGUAUGCCGCCGUAA